Papaver somniferum (opium poppy) is the source of this 1130-nucleotide messenger RNA. RefSeq lists its product as uncharacterized. Gene Ontology annotation, molecular function: nucleic acid binding; RNA-DNA hybrid ribonuclease activity. Lineage: Eukaryota; Viridiplantae; Streptophyta; Magnoliopsida; Ranunculales; Papaveraceae. The record is from RefSeq and is a predicted model, not a curated record. The transcript has 2 exons. Bases 630 to 1130 code for a protein of 166 amino acids.
AUGAUUGAUAAAAUGUGUGGAGAGAUUGGUAAGAAGAUGGAUGAAGAUCCAGAUAAUGCUAGGCCUAAAGUUGGCAAAUUGCUAAAGGAUAAUGUCGAAAUAGAUAUAACAAAGCCACUGAAGAGAGGUACUUGGGUACUCACGACAGCAUUAGAAGAGAAAUGAGUGAUAUAUCACUAUGAGAAGCAACCUAGAAAAAUCUGUCCUCAAUGUUUUGUUAUUCAGCAUAAUGAUGAAAGGUGUGAGGAAUACGCGGGCCAGCAUCGUGUAUUGAGGAUAACAACUGAACAAUGGAAUAAACACUAUGAAGAGAACAAAAAUCUCUUAGAGGGUAUGGAUGAAGUUUUGGACGAACAAGUCAGUGGUAAGGAAGUAUCUCAUUUUGUUGGGCUUACUGAUAAUGUUGUGCUUGAUAAGUCCACAGUUACUGAAGAAGACCAAAAAAGGUGUAAGAGAUCCAUAAACGAUGAUUCUCUUUCAUCGUUCUCGAAGUGAAAAUCUACAGCUGAAAAUUCUACAACAUAUGAAAACCCCCUCUAUCAAACCCAGAUCCCAAACCAAAUUGUUUCCCAAAUCAAUACAAAGGGUAACGCUUAUCACACAAAGGAAGCUGAUGAUUCUCUGUUAGAAUGUCGUAUGAGCAUGGAAGGCAUGGAGGAAGAAAGGGAUGGUGGAUCGUAUGUUGGUCAAGUAGCUUCUGGAGUUGCACAACUUACUGCAAAUCAAUUGUUGACGAUGCAUGCAAUUGGAGAGCAGCGGGUUGCGUUCCAGGGGUAGCUCAAGACGCUGAAAAAGCAGAAGCAUUGGCAGCUUUGGAAGGGAUAAAAUGGACAGUGGAGCAUCAAGUCCUCAAUCUACAGCUUGAAGGAGACUGUAUCAAUGUUGUGAAUGCGAUUAAUGGGUGGAAUGGAGCAGUAAAAUGGACAACAAAUAGUAUUAUUUUGGAUUGUUUAGAACUUCUUAAAUGUUUUAAUAAGUGGGAAUGUGUUUAUGUCCCUAUAAAAACUAAUGAGGUUACGCACCUUCUGGCAAAAGAUGCAAAUCUUGUUGAAAGUUCCAUGUUCUGGCAUGAGGAGUUACCUUUAUUGCUAUCCUCAAUAAUAUCAGAAAAAUUUGAUGUAUCACAGUGA